Molecule: messenger RNA, 2565 nt
Organism: Syzygium oleosum
Lineage: Eukaryota; Viridiplantae; Streptophyta; Magnoliopsida; Myrtales; Myrtaceae
Product: plastidic ATP/ADP-transporter-like
Exons: 5
Coding region: 475-2322 (615 amino acids)
Biological process (GO): nucleotide transport
Cellular component (GO): membrane
Molecular function (GO): ATP:ADP antiporter activity
Source: RefSeq, a predicted model, not a curated record
UGUUCUUUCUCUCUCUAUUGGUGCUUUAAGCAAAUGCAUUUCUCUUUGCCAUUCCGUCGAAAGAUUCAGGCUUGAGCCGAGCAAUUCUUACAGUCAAAGAGGAUUUGUUUGCAUAGGAAGUUGGAUUUGCAUAAUUUAGGAAAGCUGAUGAGUAGAUUACCUCUGAUAAUCAGGAUCUGCUAAAAAUCAAGAACAGAAGGAGAGGGAGGGAGGGUAGAGAGAGAGAGAGAGAACAUAGGCGUUAUGUUCUUUAAAACCCUGAGGGUUUUGUGUGUGAAAUGCUAUAAAAGCUAUCAUUUUUAUCACAGCUCUCUCUGAGAAAUCAAUCUUCUCCAGCCACCUUAUCUCCUUUCCUCCCCUUUCCUCGUCCCUCUUGUCUCAUGUUCUCCUCUUGAAGAACCAGAGUUUUUUGGAGAUUCUGGAAGGGAUAACGUAGAGAGAGAGAGAGAGAGAGAGAGAGAGAGAGAGAGAGACAUGGAAGCUGUUCUCAAAACCAGAGGUCUCGUAUCUCUCCCACCAAACCCGAGAAGCAGGUUGUUCAAUCCAUCUCAAGGCCUAAAGCACCGAAUUUUGUCACUAAAGCCACAGGCGCUUCCUGGGUUUCCUUUAUCUUCAAAUGGGUUUCAUAGAUUUAGUGGCUCUAUCUCCAAACCCGGUGGAAUAUACCAGAAAAAUAGGAGCUUUCACGUUUGCAAGGCUGAAGCAGCUGCGGCAGCUGAGGGGCAGCCUUUGUUUGCUGAGCCUGAGAAGCCCAAGUUCUUGGGCAUUGAGGCUGUGACGCUCAAGAAGAUUAUCCCACUUGGGUUAAUGUUCUUUUGCAUAUUGUUCAAUUACACAAUCCUUAGGGACACCAAAGAUGUGUUGGUUGUCACAGCAAAAGGAAGCAGUGCAGAAAUCAUUCCGUUUCUUAAAACGUGGGUCAAUUUGCCUAUGGCGAUUGGUUUCAUGUUGUUGUACACGAAAUUGGCCAAUGUGAUGACAAAGCAGGCUCUCUUCUACUCUGUGAUUGUUCCUUUCAUUGCUUUCUUUGGGGCUUUUGGAUUUGUUCUUUAUCCUCUCAGUAGUUAUAUUCACCCUGAAGCUCUUGCGGACAAGCUUCUUGGAAUGCUUGGGCCGAGGUUUCUCGGUCCACUUGCCAUUAUGAGGAUAUGGAGCUUCUGCUUGUUCUACGUUAUGGCUGAGCUCUGGGGCAGCGUUGUGGUUUCGGUCCUCUUCUGGGGAUUUGCCAAUCAGAUAACUACUGUGGAAGAAGCCAAAAAGUUCUACCCUCUUUUUGGACUUGGAGCAAAUGUUGCUCUUAUUUUCUCAGGCCGGACAGUCAAAUACUUUUCCAAUAUGAGGAAGAGCUUAGGUCCUGGUGUUGAUGGUUGGGCUAUCUCCCUGAAAGCGAUGAUGAGUAUUGUGGUGGUAAUGGGGCUUGCUAUUUGCGGACUCUACUGGUGGGUAAAUACAUUUGUUCCUCUGCCAUCUCGUAGCAAGAAGAAGAAGGAAAAACCCAAGAUGGGAACCAUGGAGAGCUUGAAAUUCUUAGUGUCUUCAAGGUACAUCAGAGAUCUUGCCACAUUGGUUGUUGCAUAUGGUAUUAGCAUCAAUCUAGUUGAGGUUACAUGGAAAUCCAAGCUCAAAGCUCAGUUUCCUAGUCCGAAUGAGUAUUCUUCCUUCAUGGGCGAUUUCUCAACCGCAACUGGAAUAGCUACCUUCACGAUGAUGCUACUGAGUCAAUACGUAUUUGACAAAUACGGAUGGGGAGUCGCAGCCAAGAUCACACCAACCGUCCUGCUCGUGACAGGAGUCGCGUUCUUUUCUCUGAUUUUAUUUGGUGAUCCACUCUUACCAACUCUUGCGAAGUUUGGGGUGACUCCUCUUCUUGCUGCUGUAUACGUCGGUGCCAUGCAGAACAUUUUCAGCAAGAGCGCCAAGUACAGCUUAUUUGACCCCUGCAAGGAAAUGGCUUAUAUUCCUUUGGAUGAGGACACCAAGGUUAAAGGGAAAGCGGCCAUUGAUGUCGUGUGCAACCCGCUGGGGAAAUCCGGAGGUGCUCUGAUUCAGCAAUUCAUGAUCUUAACCUUCGGCUCUCUCGCCAAUUCGACUCCUUACCUUGGAGGAAUCCUUAUGGUGAUCGUGCUCGCGUGGUUGGCUGCGGCGAAGUCUCUCGAUUCCCAGUUCACCGCAUUACGUCAGGAGGAAGAACUCGAGAAGGAGCUGGAGAGAGCCGCAGUAAAGAUACCGGUCGUGGCUCAAGACGAGAGCGGGAAUGGUUCUCUGGCGAGCGAUUUAACGUUGAAACCCGCUGCAGGAGACUCCCCUGGCAAAUCGUCAUGAAUCUGUCGUACAUGUUUUUUGUACCAUUGAGUGAGAAAGAAUAAUCAUCAGGCCGAUGCCGAUGAGAAGCAGAGUCAGAACCAUAGACAUACCGACAUUUGUUUGAUUAAAAGGAGGAGAAGAACGCAAAGGUGUUUACUUAUCUGAGCAUUUUUUAAGUUCCUUUGGCAUCCUAGUGAUUAGGUGCUUGCUGAUGUAUGGACUUGUAUUAUUACAUUCAAUCCCAGUAUUUAUGAUUCUUCA